UCCAAAGUCCCUGCACGCGUGUUUGGUGCCAAAGGUCCUAUAUCUACAAACAUGUUACAGCCACCUGCUUUUGAUCCUUUGGUAGACAUGGAUCCCAGACUUGUCGUUGCCCUCUUUGAUAUGCCUAGGGAUGCAGAUAUAAGUGCACUGGUCCUGAGAUUUGGUGGGGAAUGUGAACUAGUCUGGUUGAAUGACAAGAACGCAUUGGCUGUCUUUAGUGAUCCUGCCCGAGCAGCGACUGCCAUGAGGAGAUUAGAUCAAGGAUCUGUGUAUUACGGGGCUGCCGUUCUUCAAAAUGGUGGUGCAUCAGCGGCCACAUCAGCUAGUAAUGCUUGGGGAGUUGCUGGAGUGGCCAAGGAUGGAGGAGCACUUGCAUCUCUGAAGGCGAAUCCAUGGAAGAAGGCUGUUGUGCCGGAGCUUGAUUGGACUGAGAGUUCGUGGGGUGCUGAGGAGGGUUCUGGUGAUCCUGCUGAAGUGGAGGUGGCGUCCAUUUGGAAGGUGAAGGAAGCUCCAAUUGCUGCUUCAGCAAACAGGUGGACUGUUCUGGACUCUGAAAUCACUUCAAGUUCAUCAUCAACUGCCCCUGUCCAGAGCAAGGAUCCUGGAGAACCAACCCCAAUCCAUAAUAACAAGUCGGGGCUUGAACCAACCCUGAAAGCAAGUAGUUCAAAUGUUGUAGGACAGCCAGAAGGGGAGGUCGACGAGAUGUCUGAUGUAGUGGAUGAUUGGGAGAAGGCAUGUGAUUGA
This is a messenger RNA of Ilex paraguariensis (yerba mate), 747 nucleotides long. The record is from the annotation of a GenBank genome assembly. NCBI's taxonomy places the organism in Eukaryota, Viridiplantae, Streptophyta, Magnoliopsida, Aquifoliales, Aquifoliaceae.